Messenger RNA from Drosophila nasuta, 1737 nucleotides. RefSeq lists its product as uncharacterized. The record is from RefSeq and is a predicted model, not a curated record. The transcript is spliced from 2 exons. Bases 794 to 1477 code for a protein of 227 amino acids. NCBI's taxonomy places the organism in Eukaryota, Metazoa, Arthropoda, Insecta, Diptera, Drosophilidae.
AGAAUUUGGUUUGCCAAAUAUCUGAUUUUAUACCCGCUACCCAUAGAGUAAAAGGGUAUUUUACCUUUGUCCGUUCACAAUAGAUAGAGAUAUAAUUAUUUUUCGACAGAAUUUGUUGUUUGUACGUAUUCAAGUUUGUUUCAAAUUUUUGCCAUGCCCACUUCCACCCCCGCAAACCAAGCUUAAUUAUACCCGCUAGCCAUAGGGUAGAAGGGUAUUAUAACUUUGUGCCGGCAGGAAACAGGUAGAAGGAAGCAUCUCCAGCCUUAUAAAGUAUAUAUAUAUAUUCAAAAUGGGUAGCGGGUACCUCACAGUCGAGCACACUCGACUGUAGCUUUCUCACUUGUUUUCAGUUGAUUUUUUUCUAUUGCCUUUGCUACGCUUCUUCUUCCUGUUUGAAUUCGUUUACUUUUUAACCCCUAAACAGCUGUUCGCGGGUUGCAGUUUUGGUGUAAACUCUUGCGUCAUUGAAAGAGAUAGAUAAGAGUAUCAAUUAAUUAAUAACAAUCAGAAUAUUAAAUUGCACCGAAGGUUAUCAGUGCUACUAAUAGGAAGAAUUUAACUUUGGAUUGCUAAAAGAAUAAUGUUAUGAGUUAUUGGUGGACUGCUUUAUUGGCGAGAUAUUGGUGACGGUUUUAAAUGUAUGUAUGUGAACGGUCUUGCGGCCUAUUUGAGUUGAAUAUAAUUUCUAUUAGAUCCGGUGUUAAUUGAUAUUUUCAGUAUUUCUCCGCUUCUCACUUGUCAUUCAAAACAUGGCAAUAUUAUUCUAAAACAUUGAGAAGUAUGUCAUACCAUGGAGCCGCCGACCAGAGCCGCCCCGCACCAACUCCUCCGGAAGUGUCAGCGGUUCCUCAGGCUGACAGCGGAGAAACGGUUGAGAGCAGUACUGAUUAACAAGUACUGCUCUAACUGUCGGGCUCACCAACACUCCGGGCAAUCCUGCCGCAGCGCGGGAAGCUGCAGGGUGUGUCAGAAGGACCACCACACGCUCAUGCACUUGAAGGAGGCACGCAGCACUCGCCCCAGUCGUCAGCGUCGACGCGACGGCCGACCGGAACCGAAUCAGUCUUCAGCUCCAGCACGGUCUCGAUCCCGCUCGCCGUCUCCCCAUCGACCGGCCUCACCUCCGCCCGAGGGGGCUUUCCCGACGUCGCUCACAUCCUUGUUGCAGGGUAAGGCUGUGAGCAUCCUUCCGAUCGACACCGGAUGUAAAACGUUCGAGAUGAGAGCACUGAUCGACCCGUGCACUGCGACCAGCCGCAUCAGCGCAUCAUUGGCAAUGGCCUAUCGGCUAUCCGUCACCCGCGUUGGUACGGAGGGCGUCUGCACGGCGAUCAUCCCCUCGCGGACAUCCAAUUUCCGUCGAAAGGUGUUGGUGGAUUCUCAACUCUGCCGCCGCACCCCCCUCCGACCUGUCGAUGGCGAUAAAACCGUUUGCAACUCAUUGCAAUGGGGGAAGGAUGUUGAUGCCAGAUGACUGCAGGUGCGACCACUCAGACCAGCUGACAGUGUGGUCGCGAUCGAGUGUUAUCGAUAGCGACAAAAGCUAGUAUGCUGUGCGCAGCUAUACUGAUCUAGGUUUCCUCUCGUGAUGGUCACCCUGCAUACUUUAGUGCUUUUUCCUUUUUUUACCAUAUGUUCUCCACCUACUUUCGUUGUGCGCUACAAGUGUUUUUUCAAGUGAGAAAAUAAAAACGUGCUGAUGUGAAGUUUUACAAAGUAAAAAUAUAAAAGUGC